UUAAAAUCGGAUGUUAUUACCGGCUCCGGUGUACCACAGCAGGGGUACUGUUGCAAAACGUGUUGCUAAGCGACAAAGUAACAAAAGCCAUCUUUGUGUGUGAGUCGCAGUAAGCUGGCUGCAGUAUUUUCAGGAACAUGAAGGCAGGAGAAAGAACAUGGAACUUGAGUCUUUUCAGAGAAGAGAACAUGACAUUUUGGCCAAGAAGUCACCCGGUCGUGUUUCCGCAUCUCCAGACAGACCACUGGAGCAAAAUGAAAACAAUGGUUCCAGUUUAUCUUGCAUCAGUUCCAGCUGCCUUGUUGAAGGACAGAGGUGCUCCAAACCGGCUGUUACCUCCUCUGACUCCGGAUAAAACAUCGGUAAAUUAUUCUGUUCCCUCCAUGGUGGUGCCAGCAUACAAUCUGCAUCAAAACAAACCAAAAACUUUACCUCAAAACACGCCCCAGCUCAGGAAUGAGUUCAAUGACCGUGCUAGGAGGGGCUUCUGCUACUGGGUCCUUGAAAAGAAGGGCUCAGCGUGUAAGCACUGAUCCAAAUGUCACCUAUACAAGAAGUGUCAACUUGGUAAAGGAUACAGCUUUGGUGCCUACAAGACCUCCCUGGGAUUACCAAAAGUCUGACAAAAUGUGUUACUGUCUAAGGUGUUUGUAACCAUCUGUCAUAAUCAAUUUUGAAUGCAUAAAACAUAGGCCUAUAUAAUUUCACUUAGAAUGUAUAUAAUUAAAUCUCUCUUAAUCUUGCCAGGGUGUGUCCACAGCAGCCAAGACACUACCUGAAGGGUUAUUCACCUCUCAGUAGUAAUGCUGAUAAGUGUUACCUAGGGGGAUCAAUAAUGUGCUUAGGAUAAUGUAUAACUUGGCAACAUACUACUGUUUUUCUUUAUUUUAAAGGACAAAGAGCUGUACGUUAGAUCACCUUAAUCCAGUUUCACUGGCAGUGUUAAACCUCUUGUUUUUGUGGGAAUCAAUCUUGUAUUUCAUGCUAACUACACCUUGUGUUUAUUUCCAUUCCGUCAAUCUCUUCUGCCUCAUGAAUGUUGUGUUAAUCGUUUUCAUUUUGUCAUAAUGUCCCUUUUUUAUGUUUUCAAUCAGAAUUGCCUUUCAAAAUUGUCAAAACAGUCAUCCACUAUUUAAACUUGUGCUUUCUUUUUAUAUUUUACAUACAUUCAAAUCACUUUGAACUGAAUAAAUUGUGACGUAUUAAUCAAUUCAUUUUGACUAGCUCACCAGUCUGUUUUGAAUGCUGUUUUUUCGCGCUGCUUUUCUGCCGAUUGGUCAAAUCUCGUUGAUAGAAUUGAUCUCGCGAGGUGUAGAGUAAUCUGGUCGUUCACUUUCGCUCAAACUUCAGCUUCAAACCUAUGGUUCAGACGGCCCAAAUAAGAAUCCUUUACCGCCAUUAACCGGCGGUUAAUUGAAACCCACAUGUUUUAAUUAAAUCCACUUUUAAGACUUUAAACAAAGCGUUUGUUUUUGUUGAGAAACGGUGUAAACGAUACAUCGUCUAAAUUACCAAGUGGACAAUGGCGGACGGAUGAAGUGACGCAGUUUUAUUUUGACCCCCUGCAAAGACUGGCAACUUCUACUGGGCGUUGCCUGAAAAGAAAUCUCAGACAUGGAAUACCGCAGGAAGAAGUUGAAGAUUAAGCGGCUUCAGACUAGUAUCCCUUCACCCACACAGCUUCAGGAGAGUAAUGCUAUUUUAGGAACACGGUCAUGCUGGAACAUGUCUCCGAAUGAAGAUUCAUAUAACCUCAGCAGCUCUCCUGGACCUGAUGGCCUUGGGGCACUGAGUCUGGACACUUCCAAGAGAAAAGCAGAAGAGCUUUGUGAAAGCACGCCCGGCAAACUUAAGCUGAAGAAGCUUUCCAGGAAAAAAUAUGAAGAAAUCCUAACCUCAAAGGAGAGGGCCAUAGAAAACUCAUCCAGGGAGCUGAAAUUCUCAGAGAGCGAUCAAGUAUCGCCAACUCCACUUCACUCUUUCUUAAUGAAAAAGAAAGAGAGGACACCAGAGGAUGGAUCAAAGGCUAUCUACAGGAAGGCAUUAAUUGCAGCAAUUGGCAGCGCAAAUGAAAGGGGCAGCACUAUUGAUACCCCCGUUACCUCACCACUGAAGAGGGAAUUGUUCAGUCUAGCGUCUCAUGACAGAACAUCUACAAAUAGAGAUUGUUCCCCAGUUAAACCGGAGAAUGAAUCUGAAGACAACGGUUAUAGUCAGGAAGAACCAUGGGAGUCCAACAUUCAAUCGUUUGAGGACUCUGAACCCCAAGGUGGUGCAUCAGAGUUAAAAACGGACAAAAGAACAGUGGUUCUAAAAGAUGAAGAUUCACAGAAGAGGUUUGUCGAUCUGGACCAUGUAUUCGUGGAAACCACCUUUCAAGACAAGUUAUUUGCUGUAGAAAAAAUACCAGAAGACAAAUGCUGCAACUCUCCCCUUAAUGCUCCGGAGAAUACCCCAGAUUAUAUGUGUUGUUUCUCACCUCAUCAGUAUGAUUCUCCUCAUACCCAUCAAUGGAAAUGUCCUUCAUUGAAUACCCAGGAAUCUACAACUUCCUCUUUCACCUUUUCAUCCCCUAAUGAAACGAGGUCGUUGUCCCCAUCACAGAGGAGAGUUUUUGUCCCCUUUAGGGCCAACCAAACCAACACAGUCCCUUCAAAGGCAUCCAAAGUUGGGACUGAGAGUUCCUGCUCUUCCAACGUUAUGUCCUGUGUAUCAGAUCCCUUUGCUCUACCACUCCACUCAAAAAGAGGACGGUUGAACUCCACAGCCACACACAGGAAGUCAGAUUCAAGCUUCCACAUGCGUCACUCCUUGACACAUUGUGGCAGUCCUAAAAGAAGACUAUCCAUGGGAGCUGCGCCUUUUCAGACCAGUAACCUCUAUCUGGGCAGUCAGGUUGGUUUCAUAGACACCCACUGUCACAUAGACAUGCUCUAUGGAAAGCUUGGCUUCCACGGGACGUUCGACAGCUUUCGAAGGCACUACCAAAGCAGCUUUCCUCCUGAGUAUAGAGGCUGUAUCACCAACUUCUGCAACCCAAGGGCCACGGCGAAGGAGGCCCUUUGGGAAGGUUUGCUGGCUGAAGACAUGGUAUGGGGGGCGUUUGGUUGCCACCCCCACUUUGCCAAAUUCUACUCUAAUGUCCAUGAACGCAAUACGCUGAUGGCCAUGCGGCAUCCAAAAGCUGUGGCGUUCGGUGAGAUCGGCCUGGACUACUCCCACAAAAACUCCACCGAAACCACCAAACAGAAAGAGGUGUUUGAGCGUCAGCUGCGUUUGGCUGUGGCCAUGAGGAAGCCUCUGGUGAUCCACUGCAGGGACGCAGAUGAUGACCUGCUGGAAAUCAUGAAGCAGUGUGUCCCCAGGGAUCACAAAAUUCACCGACACUGUUUCACAAACAGUUAUCCGGUCAUCGAGCCCUUCCUGAAGGAGUUCCCCAACCUGUAUGUUGGUUUUACGGCACUGAUUACCUACUACAAUGCUGCUGGGGCCCGAGAUGCUGUCCGUCAGAUCCCUCUGAACCGCAUUGUGUUGGAGACGGACGCACCAUACUUCCUCCCAAGACAGGUUAAGAAAGAUGUCUGCCGGUUCGCACAUCCUGGGAUGGGCAUCUAUACCCUGCAGGAGCUGAGCCUGCUGAAGGGGGAGGACAUGGCCACGGUCCUCAGCACCAUCCGGAACAACACCGUGCAGCUUUACGGCAUUUAAUCUUAAAGAUGGUGGAUAAAAACUAGCAAGAAAGAGAAGACAGAAUAAACGUUUCUUGAACUAGUUUGUGACGAAAAAAAUGGUGUGGCUUUUUGUUUUAGAUUUGUCAGUCGGCCGGGUAGAGGUUUAGUAAUGAUCAAUCUCGUUUAAAUCAAUCUGAAAACCUCUCUGCUGUAUAUUUGAGUUUUUCUGAUUUAUGUUGCAUUUCAUUGUUUAUGAAAAAUAUAACUCCUAAGCGUUUUUGGGUUUGGUUUUCUUUGCUGUUUUGAAUCCCCUGUUUGUUUAGAUUUGUUUGGGUGUUUGUGUUGUGCGCUGUGUAGUUUGGUUUUCAACAGUGUGGACGCAUUAAAAGCCUUUGAUACUUUAUUUAACUGUUAAGUUACCUUUUACUGACUCGUAUCAAAAAAGUUGUGACUGAUCAGAUAGAUGAAGAUGAAAGAAGAUGAAAAAUAGAAGAGAAUAGUUUAUCGUUUGUAACACAGCAACACAAACAUGUGUGCUGUUUGCUUUGAGCAAAGGAAACGGUUGCAAGACUUGUCCAUUAGCCUGCUUUGAUGCCAACACGUUUGUCACACAUAGUUGGCCUGAGUGCUUUUAUAUUUGAGAAUGAUUAACCUGGCUUCUUGUGACAUUUUCUGGUGAUUACAGAAUGCCAACGAAGGACAAGAGUAGAGGUAGAUAGAAGUGUCUCUUUUAUGCCAAGUUUGACAAGGUGGACGUGUUGAAUACAUACUUUUUUAACCAGGAUCCUAAUAUAGCUUUUUUAUUUUUUAUUUUAAGAGCCUCUACAGAAAGCAGGCCAAAGGACUUUAUGUUCAGGGUUGUAUAUCUGUGGGAUUAAAAGCAAAACGGUAAAACGCUCCACAGAUGCUAGCAACAGAGCAGCAUGGGCCCUCUGUUUCAUCUAAUUCUUCACAUUUCUGCAGGAAUUCUUUCAACAACCCUAAUAACGUGUGUAUGCAGUUGUAAAGGGUGUUUCCCCAGCACUUCCAGGAAUAGUUUCACACAAAAAUUG
This is a messenger RNA of Eleginops maclovinus (Patagonian blennie), 4723 nucleotides long. It is a transcript of the gene tatdn2, whose product is annotated as TatD DNase domain containing 2. The record is from RefSeq and is a predicted model, not a curated record. The transcript is spliced from 12 exons. Gene Ontology annotation, molecular function: hydrolase activity, acting on ester bonds. NCBI's taxonomy places the organism in Eukaryota, Metazoa, Chordata, Actinopteri, Perciformes, Eleginopidae. The coding region runs from base 1615 to 3708 and encodes 697 amino acids.